Messenger RNA from Diatraea saccharalis (sugarcane borer), 4186 nucleotides. NCBI's taxonomy places the organism in Eukaryota, Metazoa, Arthropoda, Insecta, Lepidoptera, Crambidae. The record is from the annotation of a GenBank genome assembly.
GUGAAGGAAUCGUAAUGUUUUCUUGCGUACAUAAUAUUUUCAUAGAUGUAUUGAGAGGUAACAGUCAAAAUAUUUAUUUCUUUAAAUAUUUCUCUGAGAGAUUCCCUCGAUCGUUAACUAUAUAUAGCGCGGACAGCUCUAUUUCGUAGAAUAAAAAUAUCUUGAAUGCUAGCUGUAAAACCCUACUGCAAUAGGCCAUACGUCAUUAGACAUUGAAAAAAAAAAUAGUCAAGAGUCAUUUUCUUAACAGCAACAGUUGCAAAAGUCAGUCUACUUGACAAGUUAUCAAUAUGAAGAUCCCAUUGUAGUCGGGAAUCUAGUGUAAUACCGAGGAACUUUGUCGAUUUUUCCACUCAAGUUUUUCACUAUUUACAUAAAUAAGUGUACUAAUAUACGUCACAUUAGGUAAUGUAAGCUUUGAAGAGUUCAAUUCUAGAAAUCACUAAGUCACAUUUUGACGUUUUUUAGUUGGCAACACUACUAGAAUCAGUAUUUUUUUCUCUAUAUUAUGGUAUAUUCGGUUUACUCAAAAGAGAUCUCUAAGUCUAUUUUAUACAUAGAGAUUUUAUGUGUUGUUAUAAACUUUCAAUUCUAAAAAUCACUAUGUUUGAAAAAAAUCUCUAAGUCACAACAAAACAAUUUAAAAAAUCACGUUAAAGAAACUUUUGGUAAUUUUUAAGGCUAUGAAAAUUUAGUUACUGUUCUGGUUUCAUAAUUUAUAGAGUUAAAAUGCUUUAUUUACGUACAGUUUAGUGCUUGACCCAGUUAUUUAUAACAUAACGCACACGAGGAUGUCUUCUUUGAAAAAUAAACUGGAAAAGUAAGUACUUAUUUACAUGAAUAUUUUGAUUAUGUAACAAAAUCAAAAUAAGGCUGUAACGUCUUUUCAUAUCUUUGAAAAUAUUAAAACACGUAUUAAAUUUAUUAAUCUUUUUCAGACUAAUUCGAGAGUCUGGCUUAUUGGAUGAUGACGUAGAAAAUGAAGAAAAUACAAGGGAUGAAUAUAUUGUUACUGAGCAUGAAAAUAUUAGUUCCGAUUCCAAGUAAGUUAUUUGCUACAAUUGUUUUUAUUACUAUCCCACACUUUUGCAUAAAGUAGGUAGGUAACUUAUUUUAAAACAUGUUAUAUUAGUUUGCCGAUAGGUGCAGAAGAUAUAAACAGUGAAAUGAUCAAUGACAAUAAUUAUAUUCCUGCUGUAAAGCAUCAGAGGUUGGAUUCUAAAACAGGAGAAUUGGUCAUUGAAUUUGAAUCCUCUGUGCACAGCUUGAUUAAUCCAUAUACAGGAUUGUUGGAAUUCUGUCAAGAAAACCCUGAACAAAAUAAAAAAUCCAGCCCUAAACCCAAAAAAGGAAAAAAGAGGCUACGCAAACCUGAAGAAUGGGAGAAAAACAAAAAAGUUAAGUAUAACCUUAGCCUUACCAAAAUGUAGAUGCAACUGUAAAAAUUAAUUAGCACAAAAAGAAGUAGAGUCAAUACUCAAUAGAUUCGUCCAUCUGUCAUCGCAUACAGAGCAAAAUAUAUAUCUACAAGGUUGCCUAAAUGAAAGCGUACCUGUGCGUUCUCGACCAAGAAAUAAAAAUACUACCAGGCCUAGAAGAUCUUUCAAAUAUAGUGUCUAUACAAAUAAUAUGCACAUAGAAGUUUGUCAAAAGAUUUUUCUUGCCAUACAUGGCAUUAAACGGGACAGACUCCAAAAUAAAGUGCAGCAACCAACUAAAUCCAUAAUUGAUGGAAGAGGUCGUCACAAUAAUCAUAGAUGCUUAGAUGCUGACAUUGUCUUAAAAGUACAUGACUUCAUUGAAACCUUGCCAUCAAGAAAGUCUCACUACACAAGAAAUAACAACAAACCUAAAAAAUUUUUGGAUUCCCACUUAUCUAUAAACAAACUUUACAACAAGUUUGUGUCUGAAGUUCAUCCUGAAUUGAAAACAAAAGUGUCAUAUGAGAAAUUCAGACAAAUUUUUAAUCAAGAUUUCAAUAUAUCCUUCGGUUUCCCAAGAAAAGACAUAUGCCAGGUCUGUGAAAAACUGAACAUGGACAUAAAAUCUGCUGAGAUUUCUAAAGACACAAACAAACAAGACACGAAGUCUUGAAUUACAAAAAGAAUUGCAUUUAAGAAAAGCACAAGUAUUUUUUGAUGCAAUCAAAGCAGCAAGUCAACCAAAAUCCAAUACUUUGGCACUCUGUUUUGAUUUUCAAAAAAAUUUGCCACUGCCUGUCACCAAUGUGUCAGUCGAAUACUAUUUGAGACAGUUGUGGCUGCACAAUUUUGGAGUGCAUAAUUUAGGCGACAAUAGUGCAACAAUGUUUUUAUUUACAGAAAAUGUAUGCCACAAGGGACCCAACGAAGUAAACACUGCUUUAAAUUAUUUCAUUGAGAACAAGAAAACACCAUCACAAAAACAUUUGCACAUUUUUUGUGACAAUUGUUAUAGCCAAAACAAAAAUCGAUUUUUGUUUACUUUUUUAGACCAGCUAUGUGCAACAAAUAUUUUUGAAACAAUUAAAAUAACAUAUCCCAUGCCUGGACACAGUAUGAUGCCAAUCGAUAGAGAUUUCGCAUUAAUAGAAAAGCAACGUUUAAAACACGAUAAAAUACAUGGCCCUGACUAUUAUUUGGAUCUUAUAGAAAACUGUAAGAAAACUAAUAAGUUUGAGAUUGUUUUCUUGGAGAAAUCAUUAAGAAAAGAUAUUUCCUCGAAUCCAGUAUUAAAAGUAAAAAUUACAAUUUUUUUAUGGAAGAUAUAUUAAAUCUUCUGUACCAGGAAUAUCUCUAUGUCGUAGAGUCAGAUUUAGAAGACACAAAAAAUGUGAGAUAGGAAAUUUAAUGUCUGGAGAUGAUUUUAAAUCAGUAUCCUUGUACAAGACAGGAAUUAAGUGAGUUAUAAAUGACACUCCACAAGACUGUUACAGCUCCCAAUUAAAGAUUAAAAAACCCAAAGUACAAGACAUGAAGAGCCUUAUCCGAUUUAUCCCAGAAGGUGAGAGAAAUUUUUAUCAGGACAUAAUUGAUUUCAAUGAAGAUAAUUCUGCAGAUGAUAGUAUGGAAAUGGCUAAUUCAGGAGAUGAAGUUGAGUAAAUUAUGAUUUUCCCAUUUCAUUUCCUGACUUAAUUAAAUGGAAGAAAAUAGUUUUAAGUUUUAAUUUUUUAAACAACAAGGACUGACAUUUUGUUUGAUGAUUCUUACAAAAAAUUUAGUUUGAUAAAAAAACUUGAUGAAAAAUAUCUGAUAACAUGAUUUUGUUUAUUCUCUUAGGUUUCAUUUUCUUUUAAACUUAAUUCGAUUAUUUAUAAGUUAAUUUUGUGAAUUUAAUUUUAAAUUAAAUUAGUAAAAAUCCCUAAGUGCAAUAAAAACAAUAUACAAAUCUCUAAGUUCACGACUUUGAAGCUAAGUCCACUGACUUCUUUAUUUUUUAAUUAAAGAAUAAACAUUAUUAGGAGCUUGUUUUAUAGGUUACAUAAAUAAACAUGUCUUAGUGUCUACAAUGAGUCUUUUAUUUAUUUAUUUUGAGAAAACAUGUAAUUUAUAAUGCAAAAACAAAGUUUAAAAUCUUGAUUCCCAGAAAACAGGUUUUGUGACUUAGUGAUUUCUAGAAUUGGACUCUUCUUAUGCAAUUCGUUUUUUUUUAAAUUGAGCAGCAUUUUCAUCGUCAAUAUAAUCAUUAGCCCUCUAAACUUUAAACACUAAAGAGGUGUCAUCUGCAAAUAAUACCGUCUCGCACAAAUUCUUUGAAAAGUGAGGAAGAUCAUUAAUGAAAGUUAUCGGGUAUAAGGUAUGUAUCCAUAAAUUCCCGUUUUUGUUCCUUUGUUAGCCUCUCAACCAGAACACGACCCCAACGUUUAGCGAUCUCGUCCGGUAUCUUAGGUCCAAAUAGCUCAUCUUUUCCAUUUGAAUCUCCUAUUGCUUCUAGAAUCUCUGGCGGAAGGCAUAAUAAAUCUGUAGUUUUACUAAAAGCCGAAUAUUUUGGCAUAUUUCCAUCACUAUAAGUAGGGUUUUUUAUUGUUUCACUAUCAGUAGUAGUAUCAAACCUAGUUUUGAUACUACUAUAUUAUUAUCACUCACGUGAGCUGUAGAUCUAUUUCCUUCAGAGUCAUAGACUAUAGGGACGCUAGCAGGAGACAUUGAAUCCCUUUUUGGUGAUUCAUAAUGCCAUAUUAUUUACUUUUAAGUCACUGAUCGUACGC